Austrofundulus limnaeus is the source of this 3952-nucleotide messenger RNA. RefSeq names its product ras homolog family member T2 (gene rhot2). The transcript has 19 exons. Gene Ontology annotation, molecular function: GTPase activity; GTP binding; calcium ion binding. Gene Ontology annotation, biological process: mitochondrion organization. The record is from RefSeq and is a predicted model, not a curated record. NCBI's taxonomy places the organism in Eukaryota, Metazoa, Chordata, Actinopteri, Cyprinodontiformes, Rivulidae. Gene Ontology annotation, cellular component: mitochondrial outer membrane. Bases 125 to 1984 code for a protein of 619 amino acids.
CGCAUUUAUCUCUGUGCUGAGAAGCGCAGGUUUGGUUUCAGCUAGAAAAUUCAUAUUCAGAUGAAAGAUAAAUAUUUAAUUGGCAGUUCGGCGCGUGUGUUUGGUUUUCAGAUAGUGACGAAACAUGAAACAAGACGUCAGGAUACUUUUAUUGGGAGAACCCAAGGUGGGGAAGACCUCCCUCAUCAUGUCUCUGGUUGGAGAAGAGUUCCCAGAAGAGGUUCCUCCCAGAGCUGAAGAGAUCACGAUCCCUGCAGACGUGACUCCAGAGAAGGUUCCCACUCACAUCGUGGACUACUCAGCAGAAAAGGAACAGAGUAAUGAAGUCCUCAGAGAUGAAAUCAUCAAGGCUAAUGUGGUGUGUGUUGUGUACGAUGUGACCAACGAGGACACAAUAGAAAAGAUUAAAACCAAAUGGAUCCCUUUAGUAAACGGUGAUGCAGAGAAAGGAAACAAAGUUCCUAUCAUCCUGGUGGGAAAUAAAUCUGAUCUGCGCAGUGGCAGUUCAAUGGAAACCAUUCUUCCCAUUAUGAACCAGUUCUCUGAGAUUGAGACGUGUGUUGAGUGUUCUGCGAAGAACCUUAAAAACAUUUCGGAGCUCUUCUACUACGCCCAGAAGGCAGUUCUCCACCCAACUGCUCCUCUUUACGAUCCUGAGGACAAACAGCUCAAACCACCGUGUGUCCGAGCCCUCAGCAGAAUUUUUUACAUUUCUGAUCAGGAUAACGACCGUAUCUUAAGUGACGCUGAACUCAAUAGCUUUCAGAAAUCCUGUUUUGGGAAUCCUCUGGCACCACAAGCUUUAGAGGAUGUGAAGACGGUGGUUUGGAAGAACACCAGCGACGGAGUCCAAGACAACGGCCUGACGCUGAAUGGUUUCUUGUUUCUUAAUACAUUAUUUAUCCAGAGGGGCCGACAUGAAACCACGUGGACGAUCCUGAGGAGGUUUGGUUAUGAUGACAACCUUGAGCUGACUGACGACUACCUUUAUCCUGAACUGCGAGUUCCUGUCGGCUGCACCGUAGAAAUAAACCACUUUGGUCACCAGUUCCUCCAGCGAUUAUUUGACAAAUAUGAUGAAGAUAAGGAUUGUGCCCUGUCACCAGCAGAGCUUAGGAACCUGUUUUGUGUCUGUCCCUACAUGCCUUGGAGCGCAGAUGUGUGUAUGACCGUGCCAACCACAAAGGAGGGCUACAUUUCCAAUCACGGCUACCACUGUCAGUGGAUGCUUUCUGCCUACCUUGACGUCCAUCGUUGUCUGGAGCACCUUGGAUACUUAGGCUACCCCAUCCUCACUGAGCACGGGUCGCAGACCUCUGCUGUCACAGUAACGCGGGAGAAAGAAGUAGAUUUGGAAAAGCGUCAGACUCAGCGGACCGUGUUUCUCUGCAAGGUGAUUGGACCACGAGGGACAGGAAAGACGGCCUUUCUCCAGUCCUUUGUGGACCGCAGUAUUCUGAAUAAAGAAAAUCCCAGCAGUGCCUUCUCACCAUAUGUCAUAAAUACUGUUCUAGUGGGAAACCAGGAGAAAUUCCUCAUCCUCAAUGAGGUGGAUGUGGAGACGGAGUUCCUGAAGGCGUCAGAUGCCUCCUGUGAUGUCGCCUGUCUCAUGUAUGACGCCAGUGACCCUCAUUCUUUCGACUAUUGUGCCAGUAUUUACAAGCAACAUUACAUGGACGGCAACAUCCCUUGUGUGCUCGUUGCCUCUAAAGUGGACCUUCCUGAAGCCAAGCAGUUCCACGGGAUGACUCCUGCAGAGUUCUGCUAUAAACACCGACUGCCUCCACCGCUGCCUUUCUCCAGCCUGUUACCGGACUCGACCAGCAACAACAUCUACACCAAACUCACCUCGGCAGCGAUGUACCCACACCUGAAUGGUUCAGACAUGAGCAGCUCGUCCUUCUGGCUCAGAGUGGCUCUGGGUUCGGCGGUGGUGGCGGUUCUGGGCUUUGCCGUCUACAGGGCUGCCGUCAGACUCAAAUGACCAUCUACCACACAGACACUCCAAUCAUCAUGACCAAACCUCGAGACCUUACCCCCCUGCAUUAUUAUUACUUCUUUAAAGGCACCCAGUUUCUCUAUUCAUUCUUCGGCCUCUUCAUUCGGACGUUUGAGAUCAGAAGCAACUGGAUGCUGGUGUGGUUCCUCAGGCUGCUGUGCCCAAAUUGUUAUUUUUAUUUUAUUUUAUUUUAUUUGCCUUAACACUGUUAAACCAGACCAAGUUGAGGAUAGCCCUGUCUACGCUUUAAGUGCGCAAAAACCUACACAGUGCUUUAUCUGUGAUGGGAACUGUGAAUUCUACAAUAUCUGACUGUUAUAUGCGUUACACACAAUUUAAGUAACAAAGCCUAAAUGACUUGACUUUAAAUGGGAGCAUCAGAAGAAAAMAUCCCAAUCAACCUUUACAUGAACAGUGUUUUUUCUAACCCGGCUAGUAGGUAAUAGUGCGAUUGCCAAAAACCUUAGUUUUAGCAUGUUAUUGUCCGUUAGGCAACCUUUAUGGGUGAAAAUCAUUGUAUUUAUCUCGACUCUUACUGUUAAACUGUUUUUAUCAGUGAGUUCUGUAAAAAAAAAUCAGAAAAAGAGUGCUCUUUUUGCAAGACAGAAUAUAGUUUUUUUAAAGUAAGACGGUGGUUUGUAAUAAGGUUUAUGGAACCUGAAAUGAUAAUGUUGAGGAAAUUGUCCAAUUCAUUUCUGCCUUCAGUUUUUAUUCCCUGUUCUGUUCACAUUUAAGCUGAUUUUAWUGAGACUGAAUUAGACUGAUAAUUUAUACUUGGCUGUUCUCAGGCGCCUGACUGACUGACUGUGUUACAGUCUACAGUUGUAUUGUUUCUGCAAACCAACAUCAGUGGGUUGCAUAGCUUAAUUAUUCUAAGAACCUGUUGUCUCAAACUUGUUUGACUUUUGACUUUUUUUUUUAAGAAAAAGAUUAUUUUAAUGCUUAAUAAAGAUCAGACAGGACUGGAUGAAGAUUUCAGUUAAAAAGACACUGAUGCUGUGAAUAGUGUCUUUAUGCACUUUUUGCAUUAAAUUUUGACUAAAUUUUGUUUGAUUUUCAGCGGCCAUAUUUUUCAACAGAUUUAAAGAUUUAGUGUUAAUAAUACUGUGAAUUUGGGACAUUUGGUGUUUUGCUGCUGAUAAAGAUUAGAUUGCUUGAGCUGCAAAUCAGCUGGAAACGCAAAAACAAGACAUCUGAGUGCACCUUUUUGAGAAUUCAGGUAGGAGCAAGGUUACUUAGAUCAUCCUUCAUCUGUGUGAUGAAUAACUCUGCAAAGAAAGUAACUUGCUUUAAAUUCUGCCUUUAGUUUGACUCCAUGCUGCUGCUGCCUCACCGCGAAGAGAAGCUGAUUGUUCCUGCAAACCACCACAAGAUGGCAGUGUUGUAUUCAGGUGAGGAGCAGGGAGAGCAAGGGUGUGUCCACAACACAUCCCUUCAGUUAUCUGCUGUCAGUGUAGGUGGUGCUGGAGUGUUGGAGUCAGAGACAGAAAAUCUCGGCAGCAGCUUAAUAUUUAAACUUGUGUAGCUUUAAAAUCGGAAGAAAAACCAAAAUAGUUUCUCUUAAAGUAAAAAAAAUUGUGUGUCUUUUGAUACAUUUUACCUACUUAAGUAUUAGGCGUGAUCUAAUAUCACUAAAUAACAUUUUUUUCACACAGUUUUAAUUUGAAUAUAAAAUGAAGUGCAUGAUGGUGAUCUUUUGUGGAGUUUGAGUUUUUUGCUUUACUUGUUUAACCUGCAUCACAACUUGAAAGUGUCACAUUCAUCUAAGGUAGAUUGGCAAAUAAAUGGCAUUAUAAUGUAGUAGCUUUUGUUUAAAUUUGUUUCAUAUUCACUCUGCUAACAAUAAACACACGAACCUGGCAGUUUUAAGAUGGCAAAGUUUUAUUGAAUAACAAGUGUCUGAACACAUCAGGAUGAGUUGUAUGAAAAUAAAAGUAUAUAUACUGUAUAUAU